AUGAAGAUAUUCCAGGUAUUCGUGUGCUUGUUGGCUUUGGCCGUAGCGGCGCGCGCUGGCUCUAUUGGCUGGUCCAGCGGCGGCGGUGGUGGCUAUGGCGGCGGCGGCGGCGGCUGGUCGAGCGGCGGCGGCGGCGGCGGUUGGCCGAGCGGCGGCAGCAGUGGCUGGUCCAGCGGUGGUGGCGGCGGCUACGGAGGCGGCGGCUGGUCAAGCGGCGGCGGCGGCGGCGGCCACGGCGGUGGUGGGCAAGUGAAGAUCAUUAAAAUCAUCACUACCGGCGGCGGCGGAGGUAACGGCGGCUAUGGUGGCGGCAGCGGCGGAGGAUGGAAGUCCGGUGGCGGUGGCGGCUACGGCGGCAGCAGCAGCGGCUGGUCGCUCGGCGGUGGCAGCGGCGGAUGGAAAUCUGGCGGCGGCGGCGGCUAUGGCGGCGGCAGCGGCGGCUGGUCGCUCGGUGGCGGCGGCGGUGGCUGGAAGUCCGGCGGAUCAUGUGCCAUGAAAAUCUGCAGAAUAUUCGUGUGCUUGUUGGUUUUGAUCGUGGCCGUGCACGCCGGCUUCAUCGGCGGCGGUGGCUGGUCUGGCGGCGGCGGCGGCGGUGGUUGGUCCGGCGGCGGCGGCGGUUGGAAGUCUGGAGGCGGUGGCGGCGGCGGUUGGCGCAGCGGCGGCGAGGUGAAGAUCAUUAAAGUCAUCAGCAGCGGCGGAGGCGGAGGCGGUUGGCGAAGCGGUGGCGGCGGCGGCGGUUGGAGUUCCGGAGGCGGCGGUGGCGGUUGGAGAUCCGGAGGCGGUUGGAAAUCUUGGUGA
This is a messenger RNA of Cydia amplana, 798 nucleotides long. It is a transcript of the gene CPG15, whose product is annotated as acanthoscurrin-1-like. The transcript has 8 exons. Bases 1 to 798 code for a protein of 265 amino acids. The record is from RefSeq and is a predicted model, not a curated record. Lineage: Eukaryota; Metazoa; Arthropoda; Insecta; Lepidoptera; Tortricidae.